AUGGCGGAUGGGCCAACUUUGAUGACUUCCAGCAAACUCACGAGAAUUAUUUACUCCAAUACCUGGCUCACAUACCACGAUCUCAACAACCUCGUCGAACGCGGCGGUGAUCUUUGGUCAAACCUAAAUAUCAACCUAAGCAAGAACGACAGGUACAGCGACCCAUCCUCUUCUCGUUGCUCCUCUUCCAGAUAUGCUGACCCCGAUACAACAGCAAAGUUCACGCAGGCGGCUAGUCUCAUCGAACCGCCUAGAGCUCAAGGUGUUAUGGUCUGGAUACCUGCCGGUGACUCUCCCGGCCUCCUUGUGUACCUUGGAGGUAUUUUUGACCCUUAUGGGAACAACACUGAGGCUCCUCAGGCAUUUGACGAAGUGUUCGUCUUUGAUGCCAAGCGAAACUCUUGGUCAAACCAGAAGACGACUGGUGAGAUAUCACAGAACAGGCGUCAGUUCUGUGUCGAUGUGGCGUGGGUGCAAGACAAUCCUUCCUUCAGCAUAUACCUCUGGGGAGGAUUGAGCGUGCAAACACCCGUUAUCAAAGCAACCUUGUUCAACGCCACCUACAUCCUGACCCUCCAAUCGUUCAUCUGGGUGAAGGCAUACCCUGGCCAUCGCGGAAAUGCUACCCUCCCACCAGAGUACGAUCACUACAGCGCACCAUGCAACAAGUCCAACACAUGUCGCAACUCUUUGUCAUCGGAGGCUACCUACACCGACACAAACGCUUGCGAUCCAGCGGGCAACAACGAAACGUACUGGGCUAUCUAUAAUCCCAACAUCACUAAUAAAGUCGAGCUAGUCGAUGCGUACAACAUCACAGGUGGAAACAAGAAAGGGGCUGUGGAGCUGGUGGCCACCAGGGAUAGAUUCCAUGAGGUAACAAGCCGCUCCAAGGCUUGCUGGGACGUAGGCCCGGAAUAG
Molecule: messenger RNA, 921 nt
Organism: Fusarium subglutinans
Lineage: Eukaryota; Fungi; Ascomycota; Sordariomycetes; Hypocreales; Nectriaceae
Exons: 5
Coding region: 1-921 (306 amino acids)
Molecular function (GO): protein binding
Source: RefSeq, a predicted model, not a curated record